AUGCCGGUAGGUAGGAUACAAGCCACAAUGUUAUCGUCGUCGCUAAGCCUAGGACCGCCGGUGGCGGUUGGCUGAUUCGAUUGAGAGCGGAAUAUAAUUUAAUAUCCGCCGAUUGAUUUCCUGCGAGGUAGGGAGGAUAAGCAUGAUCCAUCCAUCACACAUCAAUAAACGAGAUGAGCCGUGCUGAACCGCGUGCUCCCUAACGGUUCGGCAAGGAUUGGUAGGGUAGGGUAGGGUACGGCAGUCGACUCGAGUCGUCCGCCCCGAUCACCAUCAAGUCACAAAGGCCGCAGGGCUGCGCUAGAUGGGAUAGGGUGGGUGGUGAGGGCGCUCUACCAGGUAAAACGCGAGGCGAAUCAACGAGGUCUUCCGGUGCGAUAUUGUCUGAGCCUUCCUUCACGCUUCUGCCUCAGUCAGUCAGUCCGGCCAGCAGCGGCAGCAGCAGCAGCAGCAGCAGCAGAAGGAAAAAGGAAAACACCAACAUUCCAGCACCGGCUUCAGUGUCCAGAGUGAGUAA
Molecule: messenger RNA, 517 nt
Organism: Tuber aestivum (summer truffle)
Lineage: Eukaryota; Fungi; Ascomycota; Pezizomycetes; Pezizales; Tuberaceae
Source: the annotation of a GenBank genome assembly